Messenger RNA from Diaporthe citri, 927 nucleotides. RefSeq lists its product as uncharacterized. Gene Ontology annotation, cellular component: CCAAT-binding factor complex. The coding region runs from base 1 to 927 and encodes 308 amino acids. Lineage: Eukaryota; Fungi; Ascomycota; Sordariomycetes; Diaporthales; Diaporthaceae. Gene Ontology annotation, molecular function: DNA-binding transcription factor activity, RNA polymerase II-specific; RNA polymerase II cis-regulatory region sequence-specific DNA binding. Gene Ontology annotation, biological process: regulation of transcription by RNA polymerase II. The transcript has a single exon. The record is from RefSeq and is a predicted model, not a curated record.
AUGAUGGAGUACGCGCAAUACCAGCAUAACCCGCAGAAUUCGCAACCACACAUCUCGACAGCCUACCCAAGCUCGACAGGUGCUAAUAGCAUCACAUCGCCCCAGGCACAGCACAUUCAGCAGUCGCCCGUCCUUCCGUCUCAGCAACAGACGACACCCACCCAGAGUCACGCCAUGUAUCAGCCGCAAUAUGGCAUGCCCCAACAUGCGGGCAUGCAAUAUGGUGUUCCCGGCAUCCAGGCCGCUGCCAUGGCCGCAACGGCUGCCGCGUCGGGAUCAGCCUACCCGUACCCGAUGUCAUCCGACGCAAACCUCCAAACAUCACCUAGGAUGGGUAGCAUGAAGACCAAAACCGAGCCAGGCCGUGAUCCACGAUCGCCCCAGCAGAUGAACAGCAUGCCCCAGCGGAGGAUGAGCCAAGUCACGAGUCCUGGCGUGCCUAACCCUCAAGCUAUCAUGAAUCAUGCUGCAGGCCGCCCCUCAGUCGCCCCUCCGAUGCCAUCUGCUCAGGCAAUGCAGCACCCGCAGUCGCCUGAGAUGCCGCAGGGCCAGGAGGAGUCACCUCUGUAUGUCAACGCAAAGCAGUUCCAUAGAAUUCUGAAGCGCAGGGUGGCGAGACAGAGGCUCGAGGAGGCGCUGCGGCUCACCAGCAAAGGUCGGAAGCCUUAUCUGCACGAGUCUCGACACAACCACGCUAUGCGCCGUCCCCGAGGGCCGGGUGGUCGUUUCCUCACGGCAGACGAGGUCGCAGAAAUAGAGAGGAAGAAGGGGGAUGUUGGCGGUGAAAACAACGAAAAUGACGGCGAUGCGGGAUCAAGUUUGGGAUCGAAGAGAAAAUCGGUGGGUGGCGCGGAUACCCCUAACAAAAGGAGCAAGACGGACACGGAGAGUCCAGACGAAAACGACGAGGACGAUGACGAGGAGUGA